Molecule: messenger RNA, 2547 nt
Organism: Pocillopora damicornis (cauliflower coral)
Lineage: Eukaryota; Metazoa; Cnidaria; Anthozoa; Scleractinia; Pocilloporidae
Product: coiled-coil domain-containing protein 39
Biological process (GO): epithelial cilium movement involved in determination of left/right asymmetry; inner dynein arm assembly; cilium-dependent cell motility
Cellular component (GO): axoneme
Source: RefSeq, a predicted model, not a curated record
GAAUUAACAUUAAGGAUGGAAAGAAUGACAGAUGAUGCAACUAAGAAGAAAAGGGAACUGGAGCAUGAAUUAACUCUUACCAUGACAGCCCAGAUUGAAUUAGACAAGACAGCAGAAGAGUUCCGCAAGGCACACAGUGAGAGACAAGAAUUGCUGCGUCAGUGGGAGAACACUAUUGAACAGAUGCAGAAAAGAGACAGAGAGAUGGAUCAACUGGCUGUGAAACUUGCUGAAGUUAAACUAGAAGUCAGAGACAGAGAAGAGCAGGUCCAAGAAAAACAGAAAUUUCUGGAGAGUGAGCUUGCUAACAACCAAGAAAAAGAGAAGAAAGUUGGAGUGGCUGAAAGACAGGCGGCCAAAUUGCGUCUGGAGUACCAGGAUGCUGAACAAAUUAGGAUACAGUUUCAAGAUGAGCUUGACACGCUGAAAUACACUGUGGACAGGACAGCAAGAGAUCUUGAAAGUGCCAGGCAUAAACAUAAUCUGCUCAAGAAAGAAGUUACCAACAGAACAGAAAGGCUUGAUAGAGUGCAAAAGGAGCGAGAUGAUCUGCGGCAUCAGCUGAAAAUUGUUACCGAUGAGACUCUCACUGCAGAAGAAAAAGCUCAAAGAAUGGACAUGCUGUUAAAGGAAGAAGAAACUCGUAUUUAUGAUGUGGAAAAACAGCUUGCCAGACUUCGUGAAACUCAGUUCAGAAAAACAGAGGAACUGCAUGAAUGUAAAGUUUUGGAAAACAAUACUGCAGCUGAAAUUCAGGGUGCAAGAGCUGCCAGUAGGAACUUGAGCAGUAAACUACACAAACUUGAUCAGGAAUCACUCAAACAACAGGAAAUUAUUUAUAUGCAGGAUUUUCAACUGCAACAGUUGGAGCGAAGAAUAAGCCGCAUGCAGGGAGAGCGAAGUAAUGAAGAGAAACUGCAACUUGAGGCCAGAAUAAAGGAUCUAAUGUCUCAGAUGGAGGAACACAACUCCACUCACGCACUUCUCAAUGCUCAAAUGAAGAACUUGAACGAUGAUCUAAGACGUGCAAACCGAGACUUAAACAAAGGAAAAGAAGAAAUGAAGACUCUCACCAGCAAAAUCGAGGAACUGAAUCUACAUAAUGACAGCUCAGAGAGAGAGAGGAAGAAAGUUGUUACAUUAAAACAGGAUCUUAUGGUGGAUGAGAAUAUUCUGAAGCUGGAAAUCAAACGCCUCAGAGAAACUCUAAGCAACAAAGCAGACAAUGUGCUUAACCUCGAAAAGAGGAAACUGCAGUUGGAAACGGCGAUGAAACAGCGGCGCCAUGAAAUAAACAUUCAUAAAGACAUGCUCCAAGCACAGAUUAAAUCUUCAGAGGAAGAGAGACAGACAGUCAGCUCCGAGUUACAUGAACGGAUAUCUAAGAUUGACAAAUUGCGGAAAAGGUAUGAAAUCCUGAUGAUCUCAAUGGCGCCUCCCGAGGGGGAGGAGGAAAGGUCUCAAGCCUAUUACGUUAUCAAGGCAGCUCAGGAGAAGGAGGAGCUGCAGCGUGAGGGAGAUGAACUGGAUGCUAAGAUCAGAAAGGCUGAGAAAGAGAUACGAGCUUUGGAAAACACAUUGCGGCUGAUGAACGGCCGGAACGAGACUUACCGGAAAAGUUUUAACAAAGUGGACGAGAUGAGUGAAGAGUAUGACGAGAAACAGCGUUUGGAGGAUCAGAUGCGAGCUGUGAUGGAUAAAUAUAAAUACAAACGACGGCAAAUCCGUGAGUUACAGGAAGACCUGGGCUCUAUGGAGGGCACCUUGGAAAACUUGACCGCGGACGAGCAAGGCUUGGUUGAGGUCAUCACUGAGAAGCAGGCCAAGGCGACAAAUUUACAGAAGGAAUUGGAUGAUCAGAAGACAAAGAAAGACCGAGCUUCCCGGGAGGCUAGCAAGAUUGCGCGCUCCGUAAGGAGUGCCAAGAAAAGUUCAGGGGAACUUCACGAGGAAAAGGAUAUGGAUUUGAGAGAGUUGAGGGACUUUAAUACGCGCACCAUGAAACAAAUGGGCGAGGUGUUACACAGUCAUCCGGAUCUAGGACCCAGUGUCCAGAUCUAUUUCAGCCAGGCAGGGUUACCAAUGCCUCCUUCCCCAGGUCCUGGUAUGUCGCGGCCAACAUCUUCUCGUAGCUCGCGGAGUUCUGGGACGUUGUCUUCUGCUCGAUCUGAUAUCUCAACUAGCAGCCGCCGAGGUGUUGGUACUGUUGAUGUUGGAGCUCUGGCUCUUGCGGGUGCUGCAAGCCCCACUGGCGCGGGGAGUCCGAAGCCAGGUGUCUCUCCUACAAGCAGUACGCGAGGAAAGAAAACGAGCUCAAGGCCUGGCUCAGCGGCUGGUUCCAAGGCCUCCUCCCGUGUGAGCAGCGCGGCCAGUCGUCGUAGCACGGAUCGUCGUUAAAUUAUUUAUUUUUCGUUCAAAAUUCUUUGUUCAUACUUUUCAUCAUCAUUACUGAGGUCACCUUUAAAAUGUUUUGUAAAUACGCAUGUAAAUAGUGAGCAACUCUAGAGAGUAAAGGUACAGUUUGUAAUAAAGAGUGAAUUUCUCUGG